Impatiens glandulifera is the source of this 759-nucleotide messenger RNA. RefSeq names its product high mobility group B protein 3-like. NCBI's taxonomy places the organism in Eukaryota, Viridiplantae, Streptophyta, Magnoliopsida, Ericales, Balsaminaceae. The transcript has 7 exons. The record is from RefSeq and is a predicted model, not a curated record. The coding region runs from base 76 to 759 and encodes 227 amino acids.
GAAACGCUCACAAACUCAUCACAUUAGCCUGACCUCUCUCUCUCUUAUCAGUUACAGCAGUUCGAGAAUCUCACCAUGAGAGCACCAAGAACCGUCUCUUUCGUUGCUCAGAAGAAGCUUGAUUCACCGAUGGUGAAUAAACGCAAAGCAGAUGCAGCAACGAAGAAGGACAACGCAAAAAAGGAGGCUGGCGCUCCGAAACGUCCACCGUCCGCCUUCAUCAUCUUCAUGGAGGAUUUCAGGAAGACUUACAAGGAGAACUUUCCAGAAAACAAAUCUGCUGCUAAUGUAACAAAAGCUGGCGGUAAAAAAUGGAAAUCAAUGAUUGAAUCUGAGAAAGCAACAUAUGUUGCAACUGCUGCUCAGAGGAAGAUUGAAUAUAUGAAAUUAAAGGAAGAGUUGAACAUGAAACAGACUGAUGACGAUAAGCACAUCAUCACGCCUGAUGAAUCUUCUAUAUCAACAACUUCUGAGAUCACCAAUGAGACUGAGCAGGAAGAGUUGCAUUCAUUUAAUAAGCUAACAAGAGUAGACAAAGAAGAAAAUAAUGUAUUAAGCCAUAAGCAGAAUAAAUCUUAUUUCGACGCGAUAACCAGUACAGUAAUGUCGACUAGAGGCACACAUAAUAGUCUUAUUACCAAAUUUAUGUUCAGAGCAAGGAAAGCAAUACGAAUAUUUACAGAAAGAGUGAACUUUGAAACUUGCAAAUUGGGACUUAAAAGAUCACCUCCCCCAACACUGAAAAAUGAAAACCACUGA